Molecule: messenger RNA, 2217 nt
Organism: Onychostoma macrolepis
Lineage: Eukaryota; Metazoa; Chordata; Actinopteri; Cypriniformes; Cyprinidae
Gene: stxbp1a
Product: syntaxin binding protein 1a
Exons: 20
Coding region: 109-1920 (603 amino acids)
Biological process (GO): intracellular protein transport; neurotransmitter secretion; vesicle-mediated transport
Cellular component (GO): plasma membrane; secretory granule
Molecular function (GO): syntaxin binding
Source: RefSeq, a predicted model, not a curated record
GUCAGCUGCUGUGAGUGCGCAGCACCGCUCCGCUCCGCUCUGCCAGAGACAGCAAGAGGAGGAGAGGGAGGAGAAGAUACAGCACACGGGCGAACACUCAGGAGCAUCAUGGCACCAAUUGGAUUAAAGGCGGUCGUUGGCGAAAAGAUUAUGAAUGAUGUCAUCAAGAAGGUGAAGAAGAAGGGAGAAUGGAAGGCUUUGAUUGUGGAUCAGCUCAGCAUGAGGAUGCUGUCCUCUUGCUGCAAAAUGACUGAUAUCAUGACGGAGGGCAUCACUAUUGUUGAAGACAUUAAUAAGCGGAGAGAGCCUCUCCCUUCACUGGAGGCCAUUUACCUGAUUACCCCAACUGAGAAGUCUGUGCAGACUCUCGUCAAUGACUUCAAAGAUCCCCAUUCAGCGAAAUAUAAAGGGGCUCAUGUGUUCUUCACUGACUCUUGUCCGGACCCCCUGUUUAAUGAUGUGGUGAAGAGCCGUGCCUCCAAAACCAUUAAAACCCUAACUGAGAUCAACAUCGCCUUCCUGCCCUAUGAGUCCCAGGUGUUCUCCUUGGACAACCCUGAUGCCUUCCAGAGUUUCUACAGCCCUCAUAAGACACAGCUGAAGAACCCUGUGAUGGAACGGUUGGCAGAGCAGCUGGCAACACUGUGUGCCACACUGAAGGAAUACCCUGCCGUCCGAUACCGAGGGGAGUAUAAAGAUAACGCCACUCUGGCUCAGUUGCUUCAGGACAAACUGGACGCCUACAAGGCAGAUGAUCCCACAAUGGGGGAGGGUCCAGACAAGGCUCGCUCUCAGCUCAUUAUUCUGGACCGAGGUUUCGACCCUGCUUCUCCUGUCCUACACGAGCUCACCUUCCAGGCUAUGGCCUAUGACCUGCUGCCCAUCGAGAAUGAUGUCUACAAGUACGAGACCAGUGGGAUAGGAGACUCCCGCGAGAAGGAAGUGCUACUGCAUGAAGACGAUGACCUCUGGGUGGCGCUACGGCACAAACAUAUUGCUGAGGUCUCACAGGAGGUGACACGCUCCCUGAAGGAGUUUUCUGCUAGUAAACGGAUGAAUACUGGAGAGAAGACCACCAUGAGGGACCUGUCUCAAAUGCUGAAGAAGAUGCCGCAGUACCAGAAAGAGCUCAGCAAGUACUCGACCCAUCUGCAGCUGGCCGAGGACUGCAUGAAGCACUACCAGGGAACCGUGGACAAGCUAUGCCGUGUAGAGCAGGAUCUCGCUAUGGGAACAGACGCAGAGGGCGAAAAGAUUAAAGACCCCAUGAGGGCCAUCGUGCCAAUCUUGCUGGAUGCCAACGUCAGCACCUACGACAAGAUCCGCAUCAUCCUCCUCUACAUUUUCCUGAAGAACGGGAUCACAGAGGAGAACCUUAACAAGCUGAUUCAACACGCCCAGAUCCCUCCUGAGGACAGUGAGAUCAUCACCAAUAUGGCUCAUCUGGGUGUCCCAAUCAUCACGGAUUCUACUCUCCGCAGAGGCAAGAAGCUUGAUCGUAAGGAGCGUGUGAGCGAGCAGACCUACCAGCUUUCUCGCUGGACCCCACUCGUCAAGGACAUCAUGGAGGAUGCUAUCGAUGACAAGCUGGACACCAAACAUUAUCCGUACAUCUCAACACGCUCGUCCUCUUCCUUCAGCACUUCUGCAGUCAGUGCUCGAUAUGGCCACUGGCACAAGAACAAAACCCCUGGAGAGUACCGUACGGGCCCUCGCAUCAUGGUCUUCAUUAUUGGGGGCGCGUCCUUUAGCGAGAUGCGCUGUGCCUAUGAGGUCACACAGGCUAAUGGCAAAUGGGAGGCCAUCGUUGGUUCUACUCACACGCUCACCCCAACCAAAUUUCUAAUGGACCUGCGGCACCCCGACUUCCGAGAAUCCACUAGGGUGUCCUUUGAGGACCCUGACCCCUCAGAAGAGUGAGAGAGAGAGAAAGAGGGAAGGGUGGGAGAGAGAAAUCACACUCUGACAAAGUUCGACCCAUAUCACCGGCCCCACCCAGCUUCUGGAUGCUCUCAAGGCCAUGAACAAACCCGACGAGGAGCAGACAAGCUAAAAUCACAACUUCCUUCCCCUCAACCCCAUCGCCCAGUUACCCUCUCCCUCCCUUCAUCUGUUGCCCUGUAAAUCGCACCUGCUCCUAUAUAAAUUGUGUAUGCAUCUUGCUUGAGAGAAAAAGAAAAAAAAAUAUAUAGAUGAUUGGUGACAAGUUAAAAAGAA